This is a messenger RNA of Australozyma saopauloensis, 2214 nucleotides long. RefSeq names its product serine/threonine protein kinase regulatory subunit. Lineage: Eukaryota; Fungi; Ascomycota; Pichiomycetes; Serinales; Metschnikowiaceae. Gene Ontology annotation, biological process: mitophagy; autophagosome assembly; piecemeal microautophagy of the nucleus. Gene Ontology annotation, cellular component: phagophore assembly site; Atg1/ULK1 kinase complex; cytosol. Bases 1 to 2214 code for a protein of 737 amino acids. The record is from RefSeq and is a predicted model, not a curated record. The transcript has a single exon.
AUGGCCAAAACCGCCGCGCCAGCCGCCGAGGGCAUGGCCAACAAGCAGAAACUGAAGACGCUCCAGGUGGUGCAGAACUUCUUCACCAAGGUGCUGCAAGUGAUAGUUCAGUCCCGCUCGCUAGCGGAGCCCAAGACGCCCCAUGGCGACUCUGCGUCCAAAAUCAACAAGUGGUUCAAUUUGUACAUGGCCAGCUUGGACGACGAGGGCGUGCGUCACGAGCUUAGGGCCUGGAAGGCGCAUCUGGACCUCACGCUGUUCCCGCCAAUGAUCAUUGAAACGUGUCUAGAUCUUAGCCAGUUGAGCGCGCAUGAGCAUGUAGUGUUGGAGGACGACUCGAAAAGCGUGUGGCCGGUGCUGGAGGGCGAGCUCCGCGAAAUUGUGGUGGAACGGUGGCUCAUCAAGUUCGACUGCCAUUCCCAGCCAGCUGCCCAGAAUGCAGCAAACACAGACGAGCUUCCGCUCAUGUACAAACAGGCAAUCAUUUUGUUGCGUACCAUUUACUCUUUGGUGCGACUUUUGCCGUCUUUCAAGCUCCGCAAAUUGGUGUGCAAGCCUUCAAGCAAGAACUUGGCGCUAGUCAACCACUUUUUGGACGGAAGCCAGCCUGUCACGUCCAAAAACCGCAUUGGGCUCUCCAAGUCCAUUAUUCCACAGCAUCUUUUGGGCGAGUCCCAUCUCACGCAGCGCGACUUUGCGCCGAUCGUCACCUCGUUAGGCACCUUGAGCGUCUCCGUAGUGUAUCGUAAUCAUUACCUCUUCAGAGCUCAGGAUCAGGAGGAGCGUCUCUCAAGCCAAUUUGCUACAUCAGAUAAGGAGCUAGCUGAGAAUGCGCUCCAUCGCCUCAGUUUGGAUGAAACUGCCUUGGCGAAGACACAGUCGGUCUCUUCAACGCUAGGAAGCCGAGUGGUGAUUCCGUCGGCCCAACGCCAAGACAGUAAAACACCCUUCCGGGGCUCCUUUGAGCAGUUUCGAGAGAGAUUCCUGGUGCUGCCAUGCACCUCGGAUCACCUGGAACGAUUGCAAAUGUCUCCACCUCGUCCAGCAAACAUCCCAAAAAGCGUGGGGCAAGGCAGAAACAGCUUUCAGCCGUUCCGGGUUGGAUCAAUUGGUAGCUCGUCGCCUCCACAUCAAGGCAGCCACUCCCCUGCGCCAUCAAACCCACAUAGUAGCAUGGUGGAGCGCCGAGUGUCUAUCACAAGCAACAGAUCUGGAUCCAAUGCUUCGUUGAUUGCACUUUUGCGUAACCCAAGAGGCGGGACCUCUUCGUCGGCUGCUGCUACCAACAUGAAUGUAUCAGGAUCACAAAAUCACACUGCUUCGCUCGCGCGCUCUAUUGCAUCGUCGCAUGGGUCUCACUUAGCACAUGAGGAAGGGCCCGGCGAAAUUGUCGGCACGCCAAAGUUUCUGUCUUCCUUUGGAUCGCGUCAAAGCCGCCGCUUCAGCAGUACCUCUGGCAAGCUGGCAGGGGCCGGCCACCACAAUGAUUCAAACACUUCGUACAUGGGCACAAGCUUGGAUCUGGGAUCUUCUGUUGCCCCUUCAAGUGGUAUAUAUAUUGACGAUGACAUAAGCUCAUUUGUUAGAAUGAUUGACGGGAAGUCUGAGUUGAGAUUGAGCACCAGCUCAAACAACAGCGGAUCUCGAUCAAGUCCGCACAGUAACGAUCAGAGUUCGCACGCAGACGCGUUAAAUCGAUUCCACAUGCUCAAGAGCCAAUAUCAACAGCUUGGAGAUAGUGUGAAUGCCAGUCUAGUUCUUCAGAAACACUACUCUAGUCGAGAUAAUCAAAGCAUCGACAGUCGUUUGACUGGAAGUAAAUUGGCAAACUCUGGAAACCUCAGCAGUCCUCCACCGCCGACGAUCUCACCCUCAUCUCAUGACAACACUAAUUUGCCUUCAAUCUCCUCUCGAUUGACAGGCGCAGAUCACGAGGCUGGAUGUGGCAGUGGUGGCAGCAGCGGCAGUUACAGCAGCAAGAUGCCAGGAUCUGUAUCUCACAGGAGCCGGUCGGCUAGUUCAGAUAAAAAGGAUGUUAUUAGUGGCCCAGUUACCACGCGUCCCGGACAAGGCAUCCAUUAUCAUGAUGUCUUUGAGGACGAUGAUGAAAGCACCGAGUUCUAUUCUCGGAAUCGGCGAAAUAAGAGUUGUGACGGUAAUGAUAUUGACUACGAUAACGACGAUCUAUUGUUUGAGAUGACCGACACCAGAUGA